Molecule: messenger RNA, 1572 nt
Organism: Physella acuta
Lineage: Eukaryota; Metazoa; Mollusca; Gastropoda; Physidae
Product: adenosine receptor A2b
Biological process (GO): G protein-coupled receptor signaling pathway
Cellular component (GO): membrane
Molecular function (GO): G protein-coupled receptor activity
Source: RefSeq, a predicted model, not a curated record
CCCUGUAGGAAGUGAAUGAACCUUGCUGUGUUCAAUAGUACUGCAAUAUUCGAUAUAGAAAUAAUAUACAUUUUUAUUUUCUUGAGCCGUUCAAUACAAAGUGUUCCAGGGUUCAGCCAUCACGAAAGAGCUUGUUUGUAAGCAUAUCCCCGAAGCUGAAAUCUUGAAAUGCAUACACUACUCAGUGUUGUGAAUACGAUCACCAAGUUUGACAGGAAACACACAGUUAUACACGAGAGAGAUUCCGGCUAGAACUGACACGAUGGAGGAAGAGUUCGACAUCGGUGACAUCCUUGCUGACACCUACAUCCCUAUCAGCCAUUUGGAGGAGGAGCGCAUAGCAAAAGCUUAUCGAAUCUCCUCGUAUAUUUGUCUAGGCAUCAUGCCGCCCAUCAUCAUCUGUAACAUUAUGAUUUUCUGUGGGAUGACCCUGUACCCCGGCUUCUACACCAGUAUCAACGUUCUUCUAAUGAACCUAGCCAUUGCUGACUUCCUUAUGGGGAUCUUCGGACUGCCUUUUUACGUACUCAGCAGCCUGCCGCUUACGAAGGACUAUGUUUUCUCCCAUAAAUAUACUUGUCUAACGAGGUUCGCUUCUAUGGUGCUUUGUGCAGGGGGAUCGCUCUACUCUUUAAUGUUCAUCUCGUUAGACCGCUACUUCGCUAUAAUGUGGCCGCUACACUACUAUUCCAAGAUCGGCGUCAGCUGUACAGUUCACUGCAUGCAAGUGUUUUGGUUGUAUAUUGUGGUUCUGGCGUUCAUUCCUCUUUUGGGAUACAAUCAGUACGACGAUAAAGUUAUGCCACUGAGCGAGAGAUGUAGCUUCACCAACGUACUGCCUCUAGCAUACAUCUUGUGGAUCGUUGUAGUCGUUGCCCUAGGGUGCAUUGUCACGUCGCUUAUUUUGAAUAUUCGUAUCGCCUGCACCAUUCGGAAUAAACGGAAACGACGAAGCAGCAUCAGCCUUCCCCGCCGAAAUAGUACUUUAAACGUUUUUCUCCGUGUCAGUAACAUACACAUAACAAUCGUACUCAUGUUUUUAUUUAUUAUCCUGUGGCUUCCGUUUUUAGCUGUCUCGUUGAUAAAAUCUCUAAAAAUUAUCAACCCGGUUGAUAUGGAAAUCGCGUACUGUUCCGCCAUGUUGAUCAGUUUUAUCAACUCGCUGGUGAAUGCCCCGGUGUACGCGUUCUUCAGAAUGGAGUACAGGGAGGUGUACAAGAUCAUGCUGACGUCACUUCCCUGGCACUGGAGAAAGGAGCUGAGGGACCUCCACAGACGGACGCACGCGAUGUUCCACUGCACGCUAGAAGACUACAUGAGCUGCGUGGAGUGUCCGGAACACACCAUAGACAACCAAGAGGAAAUCAUUCGCCACGGGUCCUCAGUGGAUCGCCAUGAGUGCUUGCAUACGAUAAGUUUUGAAGAUAUUGAACAGAAACAAUUGAGUGAUGAGACAAGCCAAUAAAAAUAUCUGUAAAAUCAAGUUUAAUAAGCAACAAUGAGUGUUUUAAGAAUACUGUCAUACUUGUGUUGGUUUUAUUAUACGAAUGUAUUGGUGCAUAUUAACAUCUA